This is a messenger RNA of Rotaria sp. Silwood2, 432 nucleotides long. The record is from the annotation of a GenBank genome assembly. NCBI's taxonomy places the organism in Eukaryota, Metazoa, Rotifera, Eurotatoria, Philodinida, Philodinidae.
AUGUACUUAGGACUACAUCAUGACGAUGUAUACGAUAACAUAAAACAUAGAGGACCACCUAAAACUCGUUGGUUACGAGGAAUAGCCGCACAUCUUCAACAAGCUAUAGUGCGAGCUACAUUAGAUGGGGCAAAAGGAGAAAAACGAACAGGAAAAAUUCCAUUAUCUAACGCUGCAACAAUAACGGCUCUAAAGAGCAUUGGAAUCGAAAAUAAAUGGGCACAAUGUCCUGACCUUAUUGAAUUACUAGAUUUAGAGACCACUUUUGUCAAAGGUGAUUUUAUCAAAAAGGCGAAUCGACUUGAAUUUAAACUAGUCCAAAAAAAAGCUCAUUACUUCGAUGGUCAAAAUAAACCUCGAGAAACAGCAAUAGCUUAUUGUCUGUCUUUUCGCCUUCUUAAAGAAACUCCACAGCUACGUACUGUCAUAUAA